CGGCAAUGAGGGAGACAGGAGGGAGAGAAGGGUGAGAAAGUGUGAGUCAAAGACACCCCCAAAAAAGACGCAGCUGUAUUCUGUGUUUCUUUGUUUUCAUUUUUUCUCAUCGAGGGACAUUUGUGGGACAUUCGACAGAGGACCGGGCGGCCCUGUUGUCCCGUCCCUCCCUCCCUGGAUCCAGACUCAGGCUGCAGCGGCCUGCCAGCCAGGAGGACCAGUGACGCGCCGCCUCCCCCCCAGCCGACAUGGCUCCCACGCUGGCCACGGCCUUCUCCCGCCGCUGGUGGAUGGCGGUGACGGCGGUCAUCGAGAACCUGCUGUUCUCCGCCGUGCUGCUGGGCUGGGGGUCGCUGCUCAUCAUGCUCAAGUCGGAGGGCUUCUACUCCUACAUGUGCGAGGGGCCGAAGAACGGCUCCGCCUCCAACCUCUCCGACGCGUCCACGUCCGCGCCGUCCGACUCGGAGGAGUACCUGGAGAUGAACGGGUGGCCCAUCUGCAAGGACCAGGACGAGAUGCUGAACCUGGCCUUCACCGUGGGCUCCUUCCUGCUGUCCGCCAUCACUCUGCCCAUGGGCAUCGUCAUGGACAAAUACGGCCCGCGGAAGCUACGACUUCUGGGCAGUGCCUGCUUCGCCUUCUCCUGCCUCCUCAUCGCCUACGGCGCCAAUGACCCCAACAAUCUGUCCAUCCUGAUCUUCUUCGCUUUGGCCAUGAACGGGUUCGGAGGCAUGUGCAUGACCUUCACCUCUCUGACUCUCCCCAACAUGUUCGGAGACCUCAGGUCGACCUUCAUCGCUCUGAUGAUUGGGUCCUACGCCUCCUCCGCGGUCACCUUCCCCGGCAUCAAGGUGAUCUACGACCUGGGUGCCACCUUCAUCAUCAUCCUGCUGGUCUGGGCCUCCUGCGCCUGCCUCGUCUUCUUCAACUGCUUCGUCAACUGGCCUCUGGAGCCCUUCCCAGGUCCAGAGGACAUGGACUACACGGUGAAGAUCAAGUUCAGCUGGCUGGGCUUCGACCACAAGAUCACGGGGAAGCAGUUCUACCGGCAGGUGACCACGGUGGGACGGCGCCUCAGCGUGGGCCACUCCAUGAAGCAGCAGCAGCAGCAGCAGCCCACCGACCUGGCCUCGCAGGAGGCCAACAAGCUGUGCCUCUCCACCGUGGACCUGGAGGAGAAGUCCAAGGCCAAGGAGGAGACUCAGUCCUUCAUGAAGAGCAUCUUCAGCCCCAUCUUCCUGCUGAGCCUCAUCACCAUGUGCGUGACCCAGCUGCGCCUCAUCUUCUACAUGGGGGCCAUGAACACCAUCCUGGAGUCGCUGUCGGACGGAGACCUCAACACAGUGGAGAAGAUGCACGUGGUGAGCGUCUACACCUCCAUCUUCGGCGUGCUCCAGCUGCUGUGCCUGAUCACCUCCCCCGUGAUCGGCUACGUCAUGGACUGGAAGCUCAAAGACUGCGAGGAGGACGGCGCCAAGGGCGCCAAGAGGGAGCCGGGUCAGCCCCGUCCUCCCGACAAACACAUCCAGAAGAUCACCAACGCCACCAGGGCCUUCGUCUUCACCAACCUGCUGCUGGUCGGCUUCGGGGUCAGCUGCAUCGUGCCGAACCUGCCACUUCAGAUUCUGUCCUUCAUCCUGCACACGAUCGUCAGAGGCUUCAUCCACUCGGCGGUCGGAGGCCUCUACGCUGCUGUGUACCCGUCCUCUCAGUUCGGCAGCCUGACGGGGAUGCAGUCCCUGAUCAGCGCCCUGUUCGCUCUGCUCCAGCAGCCCCUCUUCAUGGCCAUGGUGGGACCCCUGGAGGGGGACCCCCUCUGGGUCAACGUGGGCCUGCUGGUGCUGAGCAUGCUGGGAUUUGCCUCCCCGCUCUACCUCAUGUGCCACAGCCGCCACCUGCAGCGCCUGCGGGACGAGCGCGACGAGGACCCCAAGAUCUACGCCAAGAUAACGACGGCUCCAAGGCCGAGGCUUCGUCUGAGACCUGGAGGGGCCGCCUAGGGAGGGAGGGGGGGGCUUCACUCACGCCAUCGUUACUGCCCAGUGUUUAUUUUGUUGGAUACGACUCUACGCGCCACUAUGACAAGCGGGCCUCGCCCUCCCCAACGCCGCACACUGUGACACACUGGCGCUCGGAGCUCCUGCUCCCCUCGAACGCAUCGCCAAACUGAGAGGGGGGGGAAAGCGGCGGUGGCGGACUUUUUGUUUUUAUUUCACACGCAUAUACUAUAUAGAAUGACUCCUCUACACAUCUUCUCUUCCCUCGCCGUCAUCCGUAUUUCUCUGUGACGAUGAACUUGACGAGAAGACAGCUUCGGUAACCACGACGACCUCCAGUUUCUCAAAGGACUCAAAUGUCCUCCCGGGAGACAAAAGGAACAGCACGAAUCCCCGGACAGCAGUAUGUGUAGCAUCUGGGACGUGUGUGUGUGUGUGUGUGUGUGUGAGACGAUAACACAACACUGCAUGAUGACCUCUGCUUCCCGUUUUACCGCUCAGACACACACUCACCUUUUUCUAUGUCUCUUCUUCUUUCGUUGUCCUCGGAGGCAUGUGGCCGUCACCGUUGGCAAAUCUUUGGGAGUAAACGGAUACCGGCGCGUUCUGUCAGGGAGUCUCGAUUCCGGUCACAGCAAUAAGUGCUUCUGUGAGGUUGCCGGGGCAACACAAUCGCUUCAACUUGUGUUGCUGUAUUUCUAAAUCGACACAACAAACGUGAAAGGUGCUGUUUCAAAUCGCAACAAAUGUUUAGGUGUUUUUUGCAUUUGCGCUGUAAGUGGCGACAAAUCGCCGCUAAACACAACUCGCAGGAGCCGCUCCUCCUCGGCCCCCAAGACUCAAGUCAGGUUCUCCACUUUCGUUUUUUUAUUAUUCCUCAGCAAUGACCAGCGGCCCCGGCGGCUAAACGUGAAUCUGCCUCCUGCGGACGUGAAGAUGGUUAAAGACGGCGGCAUCUCGAGGAAACAUCAAUAGCGCUUACCUGUUGUGACUCACAGAGGCACUUCCAAAGACAGCCAUGACCCUCAGAGUGCCUCUAUGUGUGCAGAAGAUGGGAGGAGCCCUCCACCCCUCCACCCCUCCCCCCAUCCACUCAUCCAUUCAUCCAUUCAUCCAUUCAUCCACUCAUCUAUCGCUUUCAUCCAUCUGAAUACGACGUCAUACAUCAGGGGCUGAGAGACAAGAUGCCCCCCCCCCCCCCCGGGAUGAAACUAAUGCACACGAUGCACUUUAGCGCUCCAGAUGUCGUAGUAAGCAGAGAAGGCCGCUAGCUGGCACCAUUAAAAGAAUGUAGACUGUAGAUUUUUUUUUUAAUUCAAUACACCGGAGAGGCGCGGUUAUUUUUUUAAGAGCCCAACAUAUUUUAAGAAGAAAACAAAGAUUCAUGCUUUGCAUGUUUAUUAUAUUGCCUUUAGAUGUGCACGGACAGCAGGGGGCGGAGUCUUGUCUCUCGGUUCAAACAUAGCCCCUCCCCCUGUGGAGAGAAAGCUCGGCAGUGAUUAUUCAAACGUGUUUAAACAAGUGAAGCAACUGGACUAAACUAUAGCCACCAUCACAAUGCAGCACGGCAGUUAUUGAUCUUCAUCCGACACCAAACCCUACGACCAAAACGUUGAAUUAUCAGUAAACCCUCCUCUGAUACUGUAGUUCUCUUUUUAUUGAUAGAACGUUUACAUUGUUGUGUCUCUCAGAUCUCAAGUGCAUCCAUUAUUUUUUUUUAUCAAUACUUUCUGUCAGAAAUUGAACCCUGACGUCCUUUUUUUAACAGAUUUUAGUCACACUUUAUUUUUACGAUACAGAGACGAUUGUCAUUUUUCGGGGAAAAAACAAGGAAAAGAAAUAAAUGGUUUGCGGCUGAGAAAUUACAUCAAUGUUUGUUUUGUGUUUAGAAUAUACACAAAAGUACAAAAGCAAAAGCACAAAUCUUCAGUUUAUUUCUUUUUUGCCUUACGUUUGUCGUUUAAUAUAAAAAACGACGGAUUCAUCACCGACGCUGUUGAAUACCACAGAGACCACCUCUGAUGCCGUACUUCACCCUGAAGCUAUAAAUCGUGGGUGAUGACGUCUUCACCUUGCUCAGUUAAAGACAAAAAAAAAUGAAUUCCCUCAAAACUGAUGGACACUUUUCUUCACCUUAAGGGCCUCAGCUGAGCCCGGCCUCCUCCAGUAGGAAAGAUUCUGCAGUAGUUUGUUCCAUCAAUGGAUUUAUUGAUUAAUGGCGUGUUCUCUGAUGAUGGGAAAUGCAUGUACCCUUGUAUCUUUGAUUUCUACCUUUUUUGCUUCUUUUUUCUUUAUGCCCUUCCUGCUCAUGUUUACGGGAAUGUGUAUUUUCAUGAUCUUAUGUUGUAUAUUUGUUUUUUGGUCUUGCACCACAGUAUAGCCACUAUCAUGGACAUUUAAAAAAAAGAUCAAUAUACAAAGCAAAAUAAACACCACAAUUUGUAUAAUGUG
Gasterosteus aculeatus aculeatus (three-spined stickleback) is the source of this 4448-nucleotide messenger RNA. RefSeq names its product large neutral amino acids transporter small subunit 4-like. Gene Ontology annotation, biological process: transmembrane transport; neutral amino acid transport. Lineage: Eukaryota; Metazoa; Chordata; Actinopteri; Perciformes; Gasterosteidae. The record is from RefSeq and is a predicted model, not a curated record. Gene Ontology annotation, molecular function: L-amino acid transmembrane transporter activity; neutral L-amino acid transmembrane transporter activity.